AUGUCCGACACUGAGGAAUUUGUGGAGGAGAAUGAGCAGGAAGAGGAAGAAGAAGAAGAAGAAGAGGAGGAGGUGAAUGAGGAAGAAGAAGAGGAGCAGACGUAUGAUGAGGCAGAGAAGAAAGAGGAGCAUGCAGAGGGGAACGAGCAAGGAGAAGAAUCUAAACCCAGACCCAAGACGACUUAUGUGCCAAACAUUGCUCCUCCAAAGCUCCCUGAUGGUGAGAAAGUGGAUUUCGACGACCUCCACCGCAAGAGAGUAGAGAAGGAUUUCAAUGACCUCCAGACGCUGAUCGAGGUGCACUUCUCCAACCGGCAGAAGGAGGAGGAGGAACUGUUGGCGCUGCGUAGCCGAAUUGAGCACCGCCGCUCUGACAGGGCCGAGCAGCAACGCGUCCGCACCGAGAAGGACCGUGAGCGCCAAACACGGCUGGUAGAGGAGAGGACCAGGCGUGAGGACGAGGCCGCCAAACUGCGCGCCGACGAGGAGGCCAAGAAGAAGAAGAUAUUCACCAACAAGUCCUUUGGAGGCUACCUGCAGAAGGUGGACCAGAAGAAGGGAAAGAAGCUGACGGCGCGGGAGGAGAAGAAGAAGGCCUUGUUGGAGCGCAAGAAGCCGCUCAACAUCGACCACCUGAACCAGGAGAAGCUGGCGGAGAAGGCGCAGGAACUCUGGCAGUGGCUCCACCAGCUCCACGCCGAGAAGUUCGAGCUGGCCGAGAAGCUCAAAAGGCAGAAGUACGACAUCUCAGUGCUCCGAAACCGAGUCAACGACCACCAGAGGGGCUCCAAAGCGUCCAAGACCUCCCGCAGCGCCAAGGGCAAGGCAGGCUCCAGGAAGUGA
Molecule: messenger RNA, 843 nt
Organism: Limanda limanda (common dab)
Lineage: Eukaryota; Metazoa; Chordata; Actinopteri; Pleuronectiformes; Pleuronectidae
Gene: tnnt2c
Product: troponin T2c, cardiac
Exons: 1
Coding region: 1-843 (280 amino acids)
Biological process (GO): regulation of muscle contraction; cardiac muscle contraction; sarcomere organization
Cellular component (GO): troponin complex
Molecular function (GO): troponin C binding; troponin I binding; tropomyosin binding
Source: RefSeq, a predicted model, not a curated record